Molecule: messenger RNA, 2340 nt
Organism: Sipha flava (yellow sugarcane aphid)
Lineage: Eukaryota; Metazoa; Arthropoda; Insecta; Hemiptera; Aphididae
Product: angiotensin-converting enzyme-like
Exons: 13
Coding region: 409-2313 (634 amino acids)
Biological process (GO): proteolysis
Cellular component (GO): plasma membrane
Molecular function (GO): metallopeptidase activity; peptidyl-dipeptidase activity
Source: RefSeq, a predicted model, not a curated record
GGUUGUUUUCAUUCAGAAAAUACCCUCAGAUUCUUAAUUUAAAACAAAAUCCGUGUGGUAUUAAAACAAAUGAUUUCGAUAAACCACGUAUAAGGCAUUGAAAGAUAUAACAAUGGAUUAGAUCGACGAAAACCGCAAGCAUAUAAGACAAAUCAAAUAUGGUAAGAACAGUGUUCAUGAAUUGUUUAUCUUGUGAGUUCUUUACGCGUUGUCUUGUGCAGUUGUAUGGCGCCACGAUACCAUAGGGAUAACGUUGUUUAACGCGGUUGAUUGGAGUAAUAUUUUUUUUUCACUUCUGAAACGUUACGAAUUUCAUCGAAUAUUGUUCUUACACUAUCGGUCAUUGAUAUUUUUCAUUGUUAUGUGCUACGUGUAAAAAAACUUUCGUGGUACUCGUAUAAAUUCGCAAUGUCUUGUUUGUUUCGUUUAAUAGUCGUGAUGUUCGUUUUCGGCAGUCAUUAUUGUUCCGUUGACUAUUCCCGUCGGUCCGUGUCACCAACAUGUUCCCCAGACGGGUUAAAAUCGAAUAUGAGCGAUAAAGUCGCCAAUACUGUGACGUGUAAUUCCGAAGUAAAAAUCCGAAAUUUAUACAAUUUGACCAAUGAACAGCUGAGCUUGUAUGCGACCGCUCAGUGGAAUUAUAACGUCAACGAGAACGAGGAGACGACGGAAGAGGCCCUGAAAUCUUCUAUACAAUUGUUUUUAUAUCAAAAGUUACUGAUCACUUCAGCUAAAAAUUUGUCUGCAUCUUUUGGCAUGAAAUAUAAAGAUUUGUUGCCUUUGGUGUACUUUAUGCACGACCGCGGCUUAUGUCAACUGGACUUGUGUGAUUUUAAAGCAAUUCAGUCGCUGAAGAGUAAACUAAAAUCAAUGAUAAAUGGUUUAGUCAUCUACGAAUACCGCGAGAAGACCGAUCAUCCAUGUGAAAUAACGGCGAAUGAAGUGCAUUUCAUCAUGGUGAACUCGACGGACGUGGCAGAGUUGAAAUACUAUUGGAAAGCUUGGCACACCCACACUGGAUUCGAAAUGAAAACUAUCUACAUGAAGUACAUAGGACUGUUAGACCAUAUGGCAAAGUUGAACAAUUUUUCCAACGAAUUCGAGUACUACGCGAAACUGUACUCGACGGACGGGUGCCGUCCUAACGUCGACCGGAUGUACGAGAACAUAAGACCGCUUUAUUUGCAGCUGUACGCGCGUGUUCGAAGAAUUCUCAGGGAAAAAUUUGGAACGGUUGCCGUGUCCUGCGACGGUCCUAUCCCGGUACAUUUAUUGGGUUCAAUAUUGGGUCAACCAUGGACUAACUUAUUACCAUCUUUGACUCAUGAACGUUUCAUACACAUAAGUUCCAGAACAAACGCUAAAACUCCAAAGCGAUUGUUUGAUCAAGCCAACAGAUUUUUUACCUCGAUCGGUAUGGGAAACUUACCGAAAAGCGUUUGGUCUAAUUCGAUGUUCGAAGAAAAUGAAAAUUUUGCUGACUGUACAUCUUCAUCUUGGGAUAUGUACAAAAACAAUGAUUUCAGAAUAAAAAUGUGUUUCCGAGAUACUGUUGAUGAUGUUUAUACAAUGCACAAGCAAUUAGGGUUGGUGCACUACUUCUCAGCUUAUAAAAUACAACCCAUUAUAUUUCAACAUACAUCUGAUGCAGCGUUCGUGGACGGCAUGAUAAACGCGCUGACGUUGUCCGCACGGUACCAGGAUCACAUAGACCGGUUCAAAGACAGCGCUCUCAGCCGGCACAGCUAUUUGCUGCGGACGGCCAUGGAAAAGGUCGCCGUGUUGCCUUUCGUAUACGCCACAGACGUGUGGCACGCAAACGCGUUCAAAGGGCCGUUCGCGCCGAAGCGCACGAACGAUUUCUGGUGGAACCAAAGGUUCAAGUACGAGGGUGUAGUGUCUCCGAUUUCCAAAAGCAAGGACAAAUGUUCCAACUCCAAUUACAAACCGUUCGAUCCCAGUGCGGCGUACGACAUGCUGACGGAACUGCCGUACAUCAGGUAUUUUUUAGCACCAGUUAUAGAGUUUCAAAUAUUUAAAGCAUUAUGUACAACGUGUGGCGAGUAUGACCCUAAAAACUCGAAAAUCAAGCACUUAUACGAAUGUAAUUUACGUGGUUAUAAAAAAAUCGGCAAAAUUAUCAGUUUAGUAAUGUCAAAAGGUUCUUCGACAAAAUGGCAAUUACUAUUUGAAAUGAUUGUCGGACACCAACGAUUAGAAGUAGAACCGUUGUUAGAAUACUUUCAACCUCUCUACGAACAACUCAGUUUAACUAACAACAAAACCAAUGAAUACAUUGGAUGGAAGGCAUGACUUCUACUUGUAUUAUGGACAAAUUGA